This is a messenger RNA of Drosophila yakuba, 5177 nucleotides long. RefSeq names its product UDP-glucose:glycoprotein glucosyltransferase (gene Uggt). The transcript is spliced from 2 exons. Gene Ontology annotation, molecular function: UDP-glucose:glycoprotein glucosyltransferase activity. The record is from RefSeq and is a predicted model, not a curated record. Bases 198 to 4844 code for a protein of 1548 amino acids. Gene Ontology annotation, cellular component: endoplasmic reticulum. Lineage: Eukaryota; Metazoa; Arthropoda; Insecta; Diptera; Drosophilidae.
UGUCUGGUCACACUGCGGCAUGCCGGUUCAGCAACGAACGCCACAUCAGUUCUAAAUCAAAUUAAGGAAAACUGGGCUAAAACCAGCGAAAAACUGGUAAAAAGUGAAAUAAUCGGAGAAGGGAAGCCUUAAGUUCAUCUCUAUAUUCCGUAUCCGUGAUGUGCGUGGUGAAAAUCCUCUAAAAACAAGUGGAAACCAUGUUACGUACCGUGGCUUUGUGUGUGUCUGUGGUGCUCAUAGCACUAUAUACGCCGACUUCUGGGGAAUCCAGUCAGAGUUAUCCCAUCACCACGCUGAUCAACGCGAAAUGGACGCAGACGCCCCUGUAUCUGGAAAUUGCCGAGUAUCUGGCCGAUGAGCAGGCGGGUCUUUUCUGGGAUUACGUUUCGGGGGUGACCAAGUUGGACACGGUUCUUAAUGAAUACGAUACCGAGUCGCAGCAGUACAAUGCCGCCUUGGAGCUGGUCAAGAGCCAUGUGAGCUCUCCUCAAUUGCCCCUGAUCAAGCUGGUGGUGUCCAUGCACAGCUUGACGCCUCGGAUCCAGACCCACUUCCAGUUGGCCGAGGAACUGAGGAGCAGUGGCUCUUGCCAGAGCUACACUUUUGCCCAAGUGGGUUCCGAACUGGCCUGCAGCUCCAACGAACUGCAGAAGAAGCUGGAACUGCCGCGCGCCAAGGAAAGCUUGGAUGCUCCUGUUGUCACCUAUAGCUUUGAUCACAUUUUUCCUGGCAGUGAGAACAAUACCCGCACUGUGGUACUGUACGGCGAUUUGGGAAGCUCUCAAUUCCGCAUCUAUCACAAAUUAUUGGAAAAGGAAGCCAAUGCUGGCCGGAUUCGUUACAUCCUGCGUCAUCAAUUGGCCAAGACGGACAGACGACCGGUACGACUUUCGGGCUACGGUGUGGAACUGCAUUUGAAGUCCACGGAAUACAAGAGCCAGGAUGAUGCCCCCAAGCCCGAAGCGGGUUCUACUUCUGACGAGGAUCUGGCUAAUGAAUCGGAUGUCCAGGGCUUUGAUUUCAAGGUGCUAAAGCAGAAGCAUCCUACACUUAAGAGAGCGCUUGAUCAACUGCGUCAGAGGCUUCUCCAGGGGAAUGAUGAGAUCGCCCAAUUGAAAGCCUGGGAGUUCCAGGACUUGGGUCUUCAGGCGGCAGCUGCCAUUGCAGAAAUACAGGGAGAUGAAACUCUGCAAAUUCUUCAAUACACUGCGCAUAAUUUCCCCAUGCUGGCCAGAACCCUGCUGGCCCACAAGGUUACGGAUGGCUUAAGGGCGGAGGUAAAGCACAAUACGGAGGCAUUUGGUAGAAGCUUGAAUGUAGCGCCUCCUGAUGGUGCCCUUUUCAUCAACGGACUGUUCUUCGAUGCGGACACCAUGGAUCUGUAUUCCCUGAUUGAGACGUUGCGCUCGGAGAUGCGUGUUCUUGAGAGCCUGCACAGUAAUAAUGUUAGGGGUAGCCUUGCCAGCUCCUUGCUCGCCUUAGAUCUAACGGCCUCCAGCAAAAAAGAAUUCGCUAUCGAUAUCCGUGAUACUGCAGUGCAAUGGGUCAACGAUAUUGAGAACGAUGCGCAAUAUCGAAGGUGGCCCUCAUCGGUGAUGGAUCUCUUGCGUCCAACGUUUCCUGGCAUGUUGAGGAAUAUCCGAAAGAAUGUAUUCAACUUGGUUCUGGUGGUAGAUGCACUGCAGCCCACAGCCAGAAGUGUAAUUAAGCUCUCAGAGUCGUUUGUCAUUCAUCAAGCUCCCAUUCGCUUGGGUCUGGUCUUUGAUGCGAGGGACGCCAAUGAGGACAAUCUUGCAGAUUACGUAGCUAUCACGUGUGCCUAUAACUAUGUGAGCCAGAAAAAGGAUGCCCGAGCUGCUUUGAGUUUCCUUACGGACAUCUACGCAGCAGUUGGUGAGACCAAAGUUGUCUCGAAAAAGGACAUAGUAAAGCAACUGACAAAGGAAUUCACAACCUUAAGCUUUGCCAAGGCUGAGGAUUUUCUCGAGGAAGAUUCCACGUACGAUUAUGGAAGGGAGCUCGCAACGGAGUUCAUCCAGCGGCUGGGAUUCGGAGACAAGGGACAACCUCAGGCCCUGUUGAAUGGUGUUCCAAUGUCCAGCAACGUUGUGACCGCUGAUAGCGACUUCGAGGAGGCUAUUUUUACCGAAAUAAUGACCCAAACCAGCAAUCUCCAAAAGGCUGUGUACAAAGGUGAAAUGACAGACAGCGAUGUAGCCAUUGAUUAUCUGAUGAAUCAACCCCACGUGAUGCCCAGAUUAAAUCAGAGAAUUCUUAGUCAGGAGGAUGUAAAAUAUCUUGAUAUUAACGGCGUGGCCUACAAAAAUUUAGGAAAUGUGGGAGUUUUAAAUCGUCUGUCUAACCGGGAUAUGACCGCUACGUUAAUGGAUAAUCUUAAAUACUUUGGUGGCAAGAAGUCUACGGAGCUAAUUGGCCGAUCAUCUCUGCAGUUCCUUACGAUUUGGGUGUUUGCAGAUUUGGAAACUGACCAGGGUCGAGAACUGCUCACCCACGCUCUCGAAUAUGUUCAAAGUGGAGAGAGUGUGCGUGUCGCUUUUAUUCCUAACACUGAAAGUUCUUCCGCUUCAAGCCAGAAGAAUCUCAAUCGUCUGGUCUGGGCUGCCAUGCAGAGUCUUCCACCAACACAAGCCACGGAGCAGGUUCUCAAGUGGCUAAAGAAACCAAAGGAAAAAAUUGAAAUACCAUCUCAGCUCGAGGAUAUCCUGGGUUCAACAGAGCUGCACCUGAAGAUGUUGAGAGUUUAUUCCCAGCGAGUGUUGGGUCUAAAUAAAUCCCAACGCUUGGUAAUCGGUAAUGGACGGCUUUAUGGCCCUCUUUUCUCGGAUGAAAGCUUUGAUAGCGCCGAUUUCGCCUUGCUGGCCAGGUUCAGUUCUCUACAGUAUGGCGACAAAGUGCGUCAGGUCCUCAAGGAAUCUGCUCAAGAUGUCAGCGAGGAGUUCACAAGCGAUACUUUGCUCAAGUUGUAUGCCAGUUUGCUUCCCAGGCAAACCAAAACUCGCUUUAAGCUUCCAACGGACUUGAAAACCGAUCACUCGGUUGUAAAACUACCGCCCAAACAGGAGAAACUUCCUCAUUUUGAUGUUGCCGCUGUUUUAGAUCCCGCCUCCCGAGCAGCUCAAAAACUAACGCCGAUACUUAUUUUGCUACGUCAAGUGCUGAACUGCCAAUUAAACUUAUACUUGAUUCCCGUCCCCCAGCACAGCGAUAUGCCCGUGAAGAACUUCUACAGAUAUGUUGUGGAGCCGGAGGUGCAAUUCGAAGUGAAUGGAGGUCGAUCCGAUGGUCCCUUGGCAAAAUUCAGCGGACUGCCGGCCAAUCCUUUGCUGACCCAGCAGCUGCAGGUACCAGAGAACUGGCUGAUCGAAGCUGUAAGAGCAGUUUACGAUUUGGACAACAUUAAGUUGACCGAUAUUGGUGGACCCGUGCACAGCGAGUUUGAUUUGGAGUAUCUGCUGUUGGAGGGUCACUGCUUUGAUGCUGCUAGCGGAGCUCCGCCCAGAGGACUGCAGUUGGUGCUGGGUACCCAGAGUCAACCUGCCUUGGUAGAUACAAUUGUGAUGGCGAACUUGGGUUAUUUCCAACUUAAGGCCAAUCCAGGUGCAUGGUCCCUACGCUUACGUGAAGGCAAAUCGGCGGAUAUUUAUGCCAUCAGCCACAUUGAAGGAACAAAUACUCAUCAUUCCACUGGAGCUUCUGAAGUUCAAGUUCUUAUAACGUCCUUGCGAUCUCAUGUUGUCAAAUUAAGGGUGUCUAAGAAGCCAGGCAUGCAGCAGGCGGAACUUCUGUCAGAUGACAACGAACAGGCAGCGCAAUCGGGCAUUUGGAACAGCAUUGCCAGCAGUUUUGGUGGCAGUAAUGCUAACCAGCCAGCCCCUGAUGAGGAUGCGGAAACCAUCAACAUUUUUUCUGUGGCAUCAGGACAUCUCUACGAACGUCUUCUAAGGAUCAUGAUGGUUUCACUGCUAAAGCACACAAAAUCGCCUGUGAAGUUCUGGUUUUUGAAGAACUACCUCUCCCCGCAAUUUACGGAUUUCCUUCCUCACAUGGCCAGUGAGUACAACUUCCAAUACGAGUUGGUCCAGUACAAAUGGCCCCGUUGGCUGCAUCAGCAAACGGAAAAACAGAGGACCAUUUGGGGCUACAAGAUCCUUUUCCUCGAUGUGCUGUUCCCACUGAAUGUGAGAAAAAUUAUUUUUGUGGAUGCCGAUGCCAUCGUAAGAACAGAUAUAAAGGAGUUGUAUGAUAUGGACCUCGGAGGGGCGCCCUAUGCCUACACGCCAUUCUGCGAUUCCCGCAAAGAGAUGGAGGGCUUCCGAUUCUGGAAACAGGGAUACUGGCGAAGCCAUCUAAUGGGCAGGCGUUACCACAUUUCCGCUUUGUACGUGGUGGACUUGAAGAGAUUUCGCAAGAUUGCGGCAGGAGACAGACUAAGAGGCCAGUACCAGGCACUUAGCCAGGAUCCAAACAGUUUAUCCAAUUUGGAUCAGGACUUGCCCAACAACAUGAUCCACCAGGUCGCCAUCAAAUCCCUGCCCGACGACUGGCUUUGGUGCCAAACGUGGUGCAGCGACAGCAACUUUAAAAGUGCUAAAGUGAUUGAUUUGUGCAACAACCCACAGACCAAGGAGGCCAAGCUCACGGCCGCACAGAGGAUUGUGCCCGAGUGGAAGGACUACGAUGCUGAGCUGAAGACCCUGAUGUCUCGCAUCGAGGAUCAUGAGAAUUCGCAUAGCAGGGACUCGGCAGUCGAUGAUUCGGCUGACGAUUCGGUGGAGGCCACCACUGUGACACCUUCUCAUGAGCCCAAGCAUGGCGAGCUGUGAUCAACGUGAAUUAGUGAAUUUAAAUAUCGUGGAUACACACUUGUUUACUUAGCUAAGAGCCAUCUCCGAAAUAACAAAUUAACACAUUUGUACAUUUUAAUUAGAACAUGAUGCGAUUGAACACGUAAACCCAACACAAAAAGAAAACAGCUCACUAAUGUCUGAAUUGUUUUUCUAGCUCGAUUUCAAACGAUUUUCUUGUCUUGCAUUCCAAAAGCCAUGGCCACUAAUUAAAUUAAGCUGAAAUUAAAUGUCAUCAAACUACAUACAUAAAAGAACGCGCCUUUAAGUUGAAAGUUUGUCAAAUGUAUUAAAAAGUGGAGUAAAUAGUAA